AUGUCCAGAUCAAAAGAGAGCCAUGAUGUGGUACUCCUACCUGGUGAACUCUUCUGGAUGAUCCUAGCCUACUUAGAACCAAAUGAAUUAGUCCGAUGUCGCCGUGUCUCGCGUGCCUGGAACGAAGCCUUUAGCAACCCGGCCAUCCUACUCCCACUCCUAAAGAAACAUUUCCCAUGGACAGAAGAAGUCAAAAGCUUAGGCUUAGAGACGUCGCCUGAAGACCAAGACCAGGGCUGUCGUCUUUUCGACCAGGUUGCUUCACGAUACGAUCACCUAAAACGAGGCAAACCCCGCUCUAUCCAGAAGUACCGCCUCUGCGAUGACUUUGGCAGCGCUGGAGACCGGGAAUGGUAUCAGGUACAGCCAUGGGAGUCACACGCCAGCCAUAUGAGGCGCUUUAUUGACCGACAGUUCUCUGAAGCUUUAUGGACUUUCGAGGAUGGUUUGCUGGUCUACCCCAGCGCCGAUCAUCAGUUUCUUGUGCUCAUGGAUUUGGAAACGGACCGACAGUUCAUGGUGCCAUUUGUUAUUCGUGGCAAGGUCGUUCGUCGCGUACGUCUACAGAAAAGCUUGCUCGUCAUUGAGUGGGCUGAACCCAAGGCCUUUCACUGGUUGAAUGAUAGCGAUGGUGUUCAUCGUCACUUUGCGUCUUCGUUUGAUGUGACGCGGAGUGAGGAUCAGGGCUGGAACGUUGUCCCGCGCAAUGAGUGGAAGAUUAUGUUUUUGGGACAUCCGCUGAGCGAGCGAGAUCGAUUCUUCUCCUCUCAUAGCAACACUCACUAUGUGAUUUAUAUAUGGCAGCCAAAUCGCAGCUUGUACACUGCCGACGAAGAUGCACCCAUUGAGUCUUUGUUUGUCUGGGACAUAUCGAAACCAUCCUCAUACCGACCUUCAUUGGAUCCCACAGGACGACUGAGAGAUGACUCCCCUGAUAACUCUCCGUCAAUCGUGGCACGAUUCGGAUUCCGGGACCUAGAGUUCUUUGACGUCCGACAACGAGGCUGUCCCAGCAUUCAACGAUUGGAAAUUACGGAUGAUGCCGAAGCAGUCGAAAUUACAGAAAACGUUUGCAUUCGACCGGAAGACCAACCACCUGAGCCAUUCGGAUUUCCUCGACCUAUCACUACGAGCAUUCCUCUAGUCGGACAUGGACCUCAUUGGCGUCGGGACUUCGAGGGGAUUCUACCGCCUUACCGUGGGAACUGCAGUAUGCAGGCAGAGAGUAUGAGGUCUGAUGGGCUCAUCAUGACAGAUCCUUGGUUUGGUGUCAUUUCCCAAGUGACUGUACACGAGCCUGAUCUUGGCUUUUGUCUUCACUUCGAUCCGUGGACGUGGAUCCAGGAUCAGAUUGUCUAUUUGACCAUCCAGACACCUCGCUCAAACGUCACUUGUGAUAAUUGGGAUUUUGUCGGCAGGGGGAAGCUCGCUGGUUGUGAGAGAUAUCUGGUGGGCGAGAAUUGUAAUCGAGAGCUAGUGAUUUACCGGUUUGAUAAAUGA
Penicillium hordei is the source of this 1500-nucleotide messenger RNA. Its product is annotated as F-box protein. Lineage: Eukaryota; Fungi; Ascomycota; Eurotiomycetes; Eurotiales; Aspergillaceae. The record is from RefSeq and is a predicted model, not a curated record. Gene Ontology annotation, molecular function: protein binding. Bases 1 to 1500 code for a protein of 499 amino acids. The transcript has a single exon.